Molecule: messenger RNA, 2025 nt
Organism: Cuscuta campestris
Lineage: Eukaryota; Viridiplantae; Streptophyta; Magnoliopsida; Solanales; Convolvulaceae
Source: the annotation of a GenBank genome assembly
AAUGAGUCAAGAAUCUGCCCACGGACAAGGCAACAAUAAUGAACACGUCAGUGUUCAUACUGAAGCAUCUAGCUUUACCCCUCCCGUCCAAAAUGAACCCGUCAAUCAACAAAAUGUUGGGAAUAACUCGAACGCUGAUGGUCAACCCAACCUUGUGAUUCCCACAUUCCUGGCAAAUGUAUUACAACAGAUAGCCAACGCACCAAUGUUUCAACCACCUCCACCACCGCCACCGCGAGUGAUAACCUACAAAACAUUAAGGGAUAACGGUGCAGAAUUAUUCCUUGGGGAUCGCAUCGGUGAACCCCAAAUUGCAUGGGACUGGAUCGAGCAGACUGCUCGAGUAUUGGAGGAUCUUAAUGUACCCAUUGGCAACUAUCCCCGAAUGGCGUCUCAGCUACUUCGCAAGGAAGCCUACGAGUGGUGGAAGAGGACUGAUGAGAGUGCGGGAACCCCUAAGCCAUGGACAUGGGCACAUUUCGAAUGGGCAUUCAAGCAAGAAUAUAUUCCAAAACGUUUUAGCGAAGAAAGACGUAAAGAAUUUGUCGAAUUGCAACAGGGAGGCAUGACACUCCCCGAGUAUCGUCAGAAGUUUACCAGUCUUGCUAAGUUUGCACCAACUUUGGUGAGUACCCCAACCGAUCGCAUCGAGGAAUUCAGGAAGAAACUUCGACCUGACCUUAGGUCGCGUGUGUCCGUCCUAACCACCGUGGAUUUCGCGGAGGCCUAUGAUCUCAUAGCUAGGGCAGACAGCGACUUGAGUGCUUGCAUUGAAUAUCUGAAGACAAAUAAUGUCAGUUCAAGCACUCACCGUCCCAUCAGCUCUAUCUCAAAAGGAAAAAGGCCCUUUCAGGAAUCUAGCAAUUCACACUUCUCAAAGAAGGGGAAAUCGGUGCAGACGCACUCUGUGGCGUCGGAAAACAAAUCAAGAGGGUGGAAACACCCAUUGUGCGAUACAUGUGGGAGACAUCAUCCAGGCGAGUGUUGGCUUGCCCAAGGAUUAUGUCUAGGUUACGGCAAACCUGGACAUUUUCGAAGAGAUUGCCCCACUAAUCCUGGCAAACCAUUUCCGACAGCCCCAGUUGUUAGUCAAUCAGCAUCAGCACGACCUGCGCCAAGUCAACGAUCAACGGCAGGAUCUAAUCCGGCCAAGAACCAGAGUCAGCAACAGGGACGAGCUCCUGCUCGUACUUAUGCAAUGAAGGCACGAGCUGAGGAAAACCCUGACGUCAUUCAGGGUAUGUUUUCCUUAUUUGAUUCUGUCAUGCAUGUGUUGAUAGAUCCUGGAUCAACGUUAUCUUAUAUCUGCGUGCCUAUGCCUGACAAGGCUGACAUAAUGAAAGAAAACUUAGAACAACCUAUACUAGUGUCUAACCCGUUAGGACAUAGUAUGAGGUUAAAUCAUGUGUAUCAAGACUGUCCAUUGAUUGUUGAAGGACAUCAGUUCUCUGCCAAUCUUGUCGAAUUACCGUACAAAGAAUUUGACAUCAUCCUCGGAAUGGAUUGGCUCACCGAACAUCAAGCAAUUAUCGAUUGCCGACAACGAACGAUUCAACUAAAGUCUGGAGAGGGAAAUUCUAUAAAGAUCGAAUAUAAUGUUGAUGACAAGGUGUUUCUGAAAGUCUCACCGUGGAAGAAAGUGCUACGUUUCGGUAGGAAGGGAAAACUAAGUCCGAGAUAUAUUGGACCCUAUCGAAUCACUGAACGUGUGGGUCCAGUAGCAUAUCGGUUAGAACUUCCACCAGAAUUGAACAAGAUUCAUGACGUAUUCCAUGUAUCAAUGUUGAAAAGAUACCGUUCCGAUCCAUCGCAUAUUUUGACUGAGGGAAUUGUAACUCUUGACGAAAAACUGACUUAUGAAGAGGAACCUGUACAAAUUUUAGCACGAGAGGUCAAACAAUUGAGGAACAAAUCUGUACCCUUAGUCAAAGUGCUAUGGAGGAAUCACUCGACUGAAGAGGCAACAUGGGAAACCGAAGAGUCAAUGAGGAUGCAGUAUCCGAAUCUCUUCAACCAAUGACUCAG